Molecule: messenger RNA, 2316 nt
Organism: Microbotryum saponariae
Lineage: Eukaryota; Fungi; Basidiomycota; Microbotryomycetes; Microbotryales; Microbotryaceae
Source: the annotation of a GenBank genome assembly
AUGUUGUGCAUGCCUUCCACCUUACUUUUGCUCCUCCCCACUCUCGCCCUCGCCUCAAAAUCCUCCGGUUCCAAGUCUGCCCCAAGUGCCGGCUGCACGGGGACCAUCUCGUCCCUCGACGACGUGAGCGCGGCGCUCAACUGCCGAACCAUUAACAUCAACUCUUUCAAAAUCCCCGGUGGCAAGACACUCAACCUUAAGUCCUCGUUGGACAAUGUUGUCAUGAAUCUCCGUAAGCAUCCCGCUGACGGUCGUCUACGGCUUUGGGCUUUGUUCCGCAUCACUGGGUAUUGACUCAUGGUCUUCAUUGGGGGAAUCUCAACAGUGGGCGACCUUUAUUUCGAGGUAGAAUACUGGCAAGGGAAUCUUAUGCUCGGUGAGCUCAGUUUUUGUGUCAACAAAGAGGGGUCAGGGACCCCCCUUCUUUGUCUACUCAGGGAGGCCGAGAUUGUUACUCGACUUGGUCAUGAGGCUAACGCGUCCGGUAUGUGAACCUGCACAGUGGGCGGGAACAACUUACAAUUCAACGGUAAUGGUCACACCGUCAACGCAAAUGGAAAGGCAUACUGGUAAGUUCGGGUUCAUGCUGCGGCCGUGCGGAGAGGAUUUGCUCUCGGCCUGCUCGGCAAGGUUCGCUGACGGACCGUGAUCGAUCCCAGGGACGAGGGAGGAUCAAGCGUGAGCUCGUGGAACACAGGUGGCGUUGAUUGACCCGUCACUGACGACUCCUGAGGUGGUCCAUCGUACCGAAUGACAACAGAGCGGUAGUAAGUAGCUUAUCCAAUGGCCCUGGUUGACCCACCCAGCCAUGAGCCUGAGCUGAUAAAGCUCGAUGUUGUUGAACGGAACACCCCUGUUGAGCAGAACAGAAGCCUUCCCCUACGCUCCACAUACUUGGGAGCGGUGUAGUCCAAGAUCUCGUCAUCCUAAACACCCCCGCCCAAGCCGUCUCUAUCCAGAAUUCCGAGCCUUUGUUGGUGAGGAACGUUCUCGUCGAUAACCGUGCUGGGGAUGCCCUAGGGCGCAAGUGAGUUGCUCUCCCACUGAGGCGUCUUCCAGGUUCCACGAAGAGGACCAUUGCAGAAGAUUGUAUCUGAAGAUGCCGUCUUUCGUAAACCAUCUAGUACCGACGGGUUUGGUGUCUCCUCAUCGACCGGCCUCACCGUCAACAAUUGCACCGUGCACAAUCAAGAUGUGAGCGCGCUCCCAAGUGGGUAUCAACUCCUGGUUCUAGUACUCAACCUGACCAUUCCUCUCUCGGCUCGGCUUCAGGACUGCAUCGCCCUCAACAGUGCGAAGAACACCCUCAUCAGUUACGUCAACUGCUUCGGUGGUCACGGUAUUUCGAUCGGGUCCAUUCAGAGGUGGGUCGGCCCUUUGCGCUCUUGUGUCCGCUGUACCUACCUAAAACAGUGUUCCGUCUCAGUCCUGUAGCAAUCAGCACGUCACCGACGUGCGAGUAGAAAACUCCAGAAUCGAGGAUUCAGAGCAAUGCUUCCGAGUCAAGGCUUUCGCAAAUGUGAAGGAAGCACUGGUUCAGAAUAUUACAUACUCGGGCAACAGUGUAAGUCUUGUGGCUUCUCACUUGUGCUCGCGAUCUGUCCACUCCGAGGUUCACAAAAGAUUGAGCCUGUGGGUGAAAAUGUAGUGCAGCGGUGCGCGGAAAUUCGGGGUGCUGUUCAACCAGAGCAAGUACAAAUCCUCAAAAUAGUCCCUUGGUGCUGUCUGAGCGUCUAUCAACCCUAAUCAACCAUUUAAAAUGAUAUUUCAGACUACCAGGAACAUGCGAAGGUCGAUACGAAGACAAGUCUCAGCCAAAUUCCUUCGACCGAGAUGCAAAUCAACGACAUCAAAUUCACGGGCAUCAACAACAACAUCGAAGUCGGCCCCAGUGCAUGGCGCGUUGGCGGGACCUGUGCACUCGGGAAGUGCAACCACUGGAACUUCGCUUCCCUCAAGAUUAGCGGUGGCCUUCCCGGCAAGCUUCGCAAUACCCCUGUCGACUCCUUUGUCAGCCAUAGCUCUUCCGGUUCUGAAGGGUCAAUACCGACUGCUCCUCAGGCUGCCCCAGGAGACGAUUCCACCGACUCUUCGGAAACUUCGGAUCCUUCUUCGCAAGACAAGUCCGGUAACAGCACCGCUGGUUCUCCGACUAAUCCCGACCCCAGUGACUCGACUCCUGUUCUCGCGACUCCCCUCCCAAAGACUCACCAAGACCCCAAGCCCUCGCAGUCACACCGACCCAAGUCCAAGCAUCACGGCCACCACCAAGGUCACGGUUCGCACACACACAUCCAGAUUUCUGCGCCUCGCUAG